This is a messenger RNA of Pyricularia grisea, 141 nucleotides long. RefSeq lists its product as uncharacterized. The record is from RefSeq and is a predicted model, not a curated record. NCBI's taxonomy places the organism in Eukaryota, Fungi, Ascomycota, Sordariomycetes, Magnaporthales, Pyriculariaceae. The transcript has a single exon. Bases 1 to 141 code for a protein of 46 amino acids.
AUGCGAAGUGGCCAAUCAGAACCCGUCUGGUGCUGGUGGGGAUACCGGUUCUGGAAAACCACCGAUCGUUUCGGGGCGCCUCAUUUCUCUUUUUUUGCGCCAUUACAAAUGCUGGUCAGUUCGCCAGCCUUUCCAGAUUGA